UGAGCCGCAGGCAGGGCAGUCGAGGGCAGAGCGAAUCGAUGUUUCCAGCGUGUUGUUGCAGCGUCAUUCUGUUUGAAUGAAGUUCAGACUAAAGAACCUAGCCAACUCCACAUUCGCGCCCCGGUGGACUGGAAAGAGGAAAUAGAGCCGAGGAAAUAAAAGUGGCCAAAACAUGCCAGUGUUUACAGUAAAUGUGAAAUGGGGCAAGGAGAAGUUUGAUGCAGUGGAGCUGAACACCGAGGAGCCUCCCAUGGUUUUCAAGGCUCAGCUGUUUGCCCUGACAGGAGUUCAGCCAGAGAGACAGAAGGUGAUGGUGAAGGGAGGCACUCUAAAGGAUGAUGAGUGGGGAAACAUCAAACUGAAAAAUGGAAUGACCCUGUUGAUGAUGGGCUCGGCGGACGCCCUGCCUGAGGAGCCCGCUGUCCGGCCCAUGUUUGUCGAGGACAUGACUGAGGAGCAGCUGGCCUCAGCCAUGGAGCUGCCCUGUGGGCUCACAAACCUGGGCAACACCUGUUACAUGAAUGCCACAGUGCAGUGUCUGCGCUCUGUGCCAGAGCUCAAAAUUGCACUAAGAAGGUAUACAGGUGCUCUGCGAUCCUCAGGGGCAAACGCACCAUCCCAGUACAUCACAGCAGCUCUGCGUGAUUUAUACGAGACCAUGGAGAAGACCUCAUCCAGCCUCCCACCCAUCAUCCUGCUGCAGUUCCUUCACAUGGCCUUUCCACAGUUUGCUGAGAAGGGAGACCAGGGGCAGUACCUCCAGCAGGAUGCUAACGAGUGCUGGCUGCAGAUGAUGAGAGUCCUUCAGCAGAAGUUGGAGCCACUAGAGCCAGAGACUCCGAUGGAGACCAACUCUGAGGGUGGAGCUGCCUCUGCCUCUACGAAGAAGAACUUCAUUGACCAGUAUUUCGGCGUGGAAUUUGAAACUACUAUGAAAUGCACAGAAUCUGAGGAGGAGGAGCCGACCAAAGGCAAGGAGAGCCAGCUCCAGCUCAGCUGCUUCAUCAACCAGGAGGUUAAAUAUCUUGCCACAGGACUAAGGCUGAGACUGCAGGAAGAAAUCAUGAAGCAGUCUCCAUCUUUGGAAAGAAAUGCCCUGUAUAUAAAAUCUUCAAAACUCAGCCGUCUCCCUGCCUACCUGACUGUUCAGAUGGUCCGUUUUUUCUACAAAGAGAAGGAGUCUGUCAAUGCCAAAGUCCUUAAGGAUGUCAAGUUCCCCCUCAUGCUGGACGUCUAUGAGUUGUGCACCCCCGAGCUCCAGGAGAAAAUGCUGCCGGUCAGGUCAAAGUUCAAGGAAAUUGAGGACAAGAAGCUGGAGAGACAGCAGCAGAAGAUGGUGAAGAAGUCAGAUGCAGCAAAAGAAGUGAAAUACGAGCCUUUCUCAUUCCCUGAUGACCUCGGUUCCAACAACAGCGGCUACUACGACCUGCAGGCAGUGCUGACACACCAAGGCCGCUCCAGCUCGUCGGGCCACUAUGUGGGAUGGGUCAAAAGGAAAGAAGAUGACUGGGUGAAGUUUGAUGACGACAAGGUGAGCGUGGUGUCCCCUGAGGAUAUCCUGCGGCUGUCUGGCGGCGGAGACUGGCAUAUAGCUUACGUUCUACUCUACGGCCCCCGACGACUGGAAAUACUUGAAGAGGAACAGUAACUGUAGAAGACCUCCUAGAAGACAAAGACAGCAUCCAACACACAUUGAAAAUGCCAUUUCCAAGCACUGUCUGCAUAGAUGUGCAAUAAUCUGGGUGUCUUUAAACAUUUGAUGACCUUAAUUUUUUUUUGUUUUUGUUUUUUGUAACUGACACAGAUGCUUGUAAAACAAAAUCUCUGUCAAAUGGAGUUCAUUAUUCUACCAUCAUAGGGUUGGAAAAUGGUGAUAUAAAAAGAGGCAAUCUCUGGACUGGAUCCUUGAAAGAGGUUUUAAAGUCUAGCUCUGCAGUUUCAUUAAAUGUUUUAUACACAUUGUAUAUUUUUUAAAGCCUUUGAUAAGGUGCUCAUGUCAUAAAAGCAAAGUUAAUCCUCUGUAGUCGUUUUAACUAAUCAACUUGUACAGAGAUUCUUGGCCAAGUUAUUGUCCUUGGAGAUAUCCUGGCUUGUAUCUUCUCAGAUCAGAUGUAUUAUGGCGAUAUUCUCUUAGCACUGUUAAGAGCAGCCCUUGCUCACCUGUUGGCCCUCUGGGAAAUUUAGGUUCAAUCUCAGGUCUUUUCUUAAGUUCCUGGCUCACAUCAUCUCCUGGAAUUGUUCUAAAAUGCAUUGACAGCGAUGAGGUUCUUCCCGUCAAAUCUUCUGUAACGCUGUUUUGAGGGAAGUGAGCAGGGAGCGCGUUCAAAGCCGGAGCUGAAUAGGUUGGCCUUGCGGUGAACUGUCUGCAGUUAAAUGCGUGAAAGACUUGAGAUUCAACCACGGUUUGCUUGGCGAGCAUUGCACAUUGUCCUUGUUGGAACCGAUUUCAGAGUUUAACAUCUAUACUCGUACAUGAUGCUAUGCUUCACUUUCUUUUCAUGCAGUUUUCCUGAUCACCCUGCCACAAUGUGUAAGACCUAACCAUCAACACUCUCUGUAAUAAGUUAUUGACUGAUGGCUUUUCAUAGGUGGUGAAAAUAAACUGUUAUACCAAUA
Myripristis murdjan (pinecone soldierfish) is the source of this 2616-nucleotide messenger RNA. RefSeq names its product ubiquitin specific peptidase 14 (tRNA-guanine transglycosylase) (gene usp14). Lineage: Eukaryota; Metazoa; Chordata; Actinopteri; Holocentriformes; Holocentridae. Gene Ontology annotation, biological process: proteasome-mediated ubiquitin-dependent protein catabolic process; protein deubiquitination; regulation of proteasomal protein catabolic process. Gene Ontology annotation, molecular function: cysteine-type deubiquitinase activity; proteasome binding; protein binding. The transcript is spliced from 16 exons. The record is from RefSeq and is a predicted model, not a curated record. The coding region runs from base 173 to 1648 and encodes 491 amino acids.